Amyelois transitella is the source of this 1300-nucleotide messenger RNA. Its product is annotated as enoyl-CoA delta isomerase 1, mitochondrial. The coding region runs from base 171 to 1049 and encodes 292 amino acids. Gene Ontology annotation, biological process: fatty acid beta-oxidation. Gene Ontology annotation, cellular component: mitochondrion. NCBI's taxonomy places the organism in Eukaryota, Metazoa, Arthropoda, Insecta, Lepidoptera, Pyralidae. The transcript has 6 exons. Gene Ontology annotation, molecular function: enoyl-CoA hydratase activity. The record is from RefSeq and is a predicted model, not a curated record.
UGAUAAGGUCGCUUCAGAGCUGUUAAUAUCUAGCACUAGCAAGGAGAGAGUUUAAAGAUAAUAAUAUUACGUGGCUCUUGUCUUCAUUUGUUUUGAAGUAAAUAAAGAAAAACUAUUGAAAAUAUAUAUUUUGAUAGUUUUGUUGAAGAGUUAUAAUUGCCGUACGUAAAAUGAUUGUCAUGAAGAGCUCUAGAAACGCCUUCCUUUUUGUUGAUAAUUUUCUACGUAUGAACAAACUACCCAAUAACAGCAAUUGGAAACCUUUGGCCAUUCGUGGAUUAUCGACACUGUCUGUGGACGAUGACAUUGCUGUGUGGGAACUAGAUCGGCCUCCUGUUAACAGUAUGAACUUGGACGUGGUCACAGACAUCACCAAUGUGUUGAGCAAAGUUGACGAGAACAAAUGGAAGGGACUUAUCUUUACUUCGGCUUCAUCCAAGAUAUUUUCAGCCGGGCUGGAUCUAGGAGAGCUGUACAAAGCUGACCCGAAUCGUUUGCGGCUCAUGUGGCAUACGAUGCAAGAAAUUGCAAUCAAAAUGCUUACUUGCAAUUUUGUCACCGCUGUUGCUAUCAAUGGUCACUCCUCAGCCGGCAGCACAUUGCUAUCAAUGCUCAGUGACCAUCGUGUUGCCGUCGAUGGUGACCACACCAUAGGGUUCAAUGACACGGCGGUAGGAAUAGUUCCCCCACUGUGGGUGGUCAAACUUAUGUCUCAUACGAUCCCAACGAGGAAAGCUGAAUCCGCCAUCAUUAGGUCUACGCUGUUUCUUCCUAAGGAGGCUUUAGAGGUAGGAAUGAUUGAUGAAUUAGCUUCAGACAAAACAGAUGCAAUAGCCAAAUGUAAAGGAUUCAUAAGAAGUAUGGAUCACAUUGCACCAAAAGUUAUAUCAAAGACGAGACAAUUGACAAAAAGAGAUCCCCUUUCCUGGCUUGUGGAGAAUAGACGAGCAGACUGUGAUGAAUUUGUUAGCAAGAUAUUGAGUGCUGACACCCAGUACAUAAUGGAGAAUUAUCUGAACACAUUGAAGAGUAAAAAGUCAUCUAAGUAAUGACAUAAAUUAUCAGUGAUACCUACCUAAUUUAAGAUAACAGAAAUAUUUUGAUUCCUCAUCAAAGAGCUAGUACUAUUCAAUUCAAGCUGUACCCUGUACCAAAACUCGAGGACAGGUAAUACUUUGGUGUUUAAAUAUCCGUUUAUAUAUUAAUAAGAAUUACGUUUAAGAAAAAUACCUAUUAAUGAAAUUUAUGUUUAAUAAAUUAUGUUUAAAAUAAAUGUAAUAAUCACGUAGGUAAUACACAA